Fulvia fulva is the source of this 1620-nucleotide messenger RNA. Its product is annotated as tRNA pseudouridine(38/39) synthase. The record is from RefSeq and is a predicted model, not a curated record. Gene Ontology annotation, molecular function: RNA binding; pseudouridine synthase activity. The coding region runs from base 1 to 1620 and encodes 539 amino acids. Gene Ontology annotation, cellular component: cytoplasm; nucleus. Gene Ontology annotation, biological process: tRNA pseudouridine synthesis; mRNA pseudouridine synthesis. The transcript has a single exon. Lineage: Eukaryota; Fungi; Ascomycota; Dothideomycetes; Mycosphaerellales; Mycosphaerellaceae.
AUGGACCAAAAGCCCGACUACACUUCAUGGUCCAAUGCCGACCUCAUAAAGCGAGUGACCGACCUCGAAGUCGCCCUACGCAGACAGAAUGCCAGACAUACGACUUCGCUGGACACAUCGUUAUCGGAACCCAAGAAGAAACCAAAGAAGCCCUCGAAAGGCUUCGACCCGAGCAAAUACAACACGCGCUUGAUCGCAUUGAAGUUCGCAUACCUGGGCGGCAACUACAACGGUUUCGAGCACCAUGCCAACAAUGUCACGCCUCUGCCGACAAUCGAGGAAGAGCUAUGGAAAGCGCUGAAGAAGACACGGCUUAUCUUCCCUGUCCACAAACCCGGUCAAAGUGAAGAGGAAGUCUCGUGGGAAGGAUGCGAUUACAGCAAAUGUGGCAGGACAGAUCGCGGCGUGAGCGCAUUCGGACAAGUCAUUGGCAUACGAGUGAGGAGCGCUCGUCCUAAGACUCGAACUGUUGUGGAAGAUGCUGCGGCAGACAGUCCUAUGCCAGACGUAGAUGAAAGCGCAGAGCCACCGAGAGAGUUUGAUUAUGUACGCGAUGAGCUACCAUAUAUCCAACUCAUCAAUCGAGUCCUUCCUCCAGACAUUCGAGUCCUCGCAUGGUGUCCCCAUACGACCGAAGACUUUUCUGCGCGCUUCGAUUGCAAAGAGAGAAGGUAUCGGUACUUUUUCACCAAUCCUGCUUUCAUUCCAUUACCUGGUAGCAAAGGUGUUGCUGAGGAUGGCUCUCCUGACGAAGGAUGGUUGAACAUCGCGGCGAUGGAGGAGGCAGCGAAGAAGUAUGAAGGUCUGCAUGACUUUCGUAACUUCUGUAAGGUCGAUCCGAGCAAGCAGAUCUCGAAGUUUGAGAGACGCAUCUUUCAUUCAGGCAUACACGAGGUCAAUUCCAGUGCAGAAAGUGGAAGCUCUGCAUCGCUCUCGCCGAAGCUUUACUACUUUGAGGUCCGUGGCAGCGCGUUUCUGUGGCAUCAAGUGCGGCAUCUGGUCGCGAUACUGUUCCUGGUCGCACAGGGCUAUGAGAAGCCUAGCAUAGUCGGCGAUUUGCUCGAUAUCCAGAAGACACCCGCGAAGCCGGCGUACGAGAUGGCCAGUGAUGCGCCACUCGUACUUUGGGACUGUAUCUUCCCAGAUCUGGCCAAGCUUGAUGCUGGUGACCUUGCGAACAGUGAUGCAAAGUCCGAAUUUGGCUAUGAGGAUGGCAUGGACUGGGUGUAUGUGGGCGACGAAGCUGGUGGUCGGGACCAAGCGAAGCGCACCAAGACAGCCAUUGAGGAUGGCAAGCAUGGUCGCAAUGGUAUGAUGGAAGAGCUUUGGGCACUUUGGCGAAAGCGAAAGAUGGAUGAAGUUCUCGCCUGGAGUCUGAUGGAUGUCGUAGCCAACCAGGGCCAGAACCCGUGCAUAGACCUCGGGCAUGAUGCAUCAGGUGUGGACAGAAGUGCACGCAUGUUCGAUGGUGGCGAGAAGCCCCGUGCGAUUGGUGAAUAUGUGGUUCUUGCACAGCGAGAGUGCAUGGAGACCCCAGAUGUGGUCAAUGCCCGGUAUGCCGUGCGUAAAGGUCUGAAUGGCACUCGCAGAGCUUCGGUAGAUGAAGGCGUGGACGAAUAG